AUGGCUACCUCUUGGUGCAGGUAUCUGUACCGAACUGUCAUAAGUAAUAACCCAUUCUUUAUCACAAUAUCUAACAGCUUUAGUAGAGAAUCUUCUUUGAAACCUCGCCGCCGUAAAUAUACUGAGAUGAUAACAACUGCCAUCAAGACCCUCAGGGAACGUAGCGGCUCGUCGUUGAGGGCAAUCCUAAAGCAUAUCCUUAGUUCAACAAAGGUUCCUUCGGGAUGUGAGAAGAGCGUCGGUGUCAAUGCCAUCCUGGCCCUGAGGAGAGGCGUCACCGGUGGUUUAGUGAAGAAAUCUGGAAAGUCUGCCUCAUUUAAGCUUUCGAAGAAGGAGCUCGUGACCCGCCCGAAAAAGCACGCAACUCGAACGGUUACAAGGAACUGCAGCGCCAAAAAGGUUGUUCGUGAGUGUGAAAAAUAA
Molecule: messenger RNA, 423 nt
Organism: Penaeus vannamei (Pacific white shrimp)
Lineage: Eukaryota; Metazoa; Arthropoda; Malacostraca; Decapoda; Penaeidae
Source: RefSeq, a predicted model, not a curated record